Messenger RNA from Daktulosphaira vitifoliae (grape phylloxera), 3274 nucleotides. It is a transcript of the gene Duba, whose product is annotated as OTU domain-containing protein 5. The transcript is spliced from 9 exons. The coding region runs from base 263 to 1663 and encodes 466 amino acids. NCBI's taxonomy places the organism in Eukaryota, Metazoa, Arthropoda, Insecta, Hemiptera, Phylloxeridae. Gene Ontology annotation, molecular function: K63-linked deubiquitinase activity; cysteine-type deubiquitinase activity. The record is from RefSeq and is a predicted model, not a curated record. Gene Ontology annotation, biological process: protein deubiquitination.
AUACCAAAUAUCUUAUCACAAAAUUCAAGAUUAAUUAUUUUACCACUUUGUUUUACUGCUAUUUUAUCGUACGUUUAAUUUUUUUGACGGAUGACCAAUGAACAAUAAUUGUUCUGUCGCAAUUAUUGUUUGUCGUCGUCUAUUGUUUCUUAUUGUGGUUUUUAAAAUUUAACUAUCUAUACUCGCAUGUAUAUUUCCAUAACUACUUGAAAUCGUAAUUUUUAAUCCGAUUUACAUAUAAAGCUCGUUGUAAAACAAAGUUAUGACGAUUUUAUCAAAGAAAAAAUCUCAAACUAUUACUGAAGAAGGCGAACCAUCUUCCAGUACCCAUGGUCAUUCAUUACCCUUGUCAAAUAUCCAAGCUCAUCCACAGAUUAACAAUUUAGAAGAACGAAUCAGUUCUCCACAAAGAUGGCCAGUAGAAAACAUUGAAAGCGGUUUAAGUUCUAAUAAGCCAACUAAACGUCGGAUACACCGAAGUCCUCACAGAAAUACAAGAAGCAACAAUAAAGGACGAGAAAGAGAAAAUAAAUCUUCUCCAACUUUAGGAAAUUGUCAAUGUGGUACUUCUGAUGCUAGUGGUCAUUGUGAUGUUAAUAUUUGUGGAUAUAACAGUGAAGAUGAAUAUGGAGAAAUUCCAAAGAAGUGUAAUGACUUAGAUUGGGUAGAGCAAGAUCGUUUGUUUGAAAAAAAAAUGAAGAAACGUGGUUUAGUUUUAAAGCAAAUGAAAGAAGAUGGGGCUUGUUUAUUUAGAGCUGUUUCUGAUCAGCUGUUUGGAGAUCAAGAUAUGCAUGACAUUGUACGAAAACAGUGCAUGGAUUAUGUUUCAAGUAAUCGUGAUUAUUAUACACAGUACGUUACAGAAGAUUUUAACACUUACAUUGCUCGAAAAAGAUUAGAUUGUACUCAUGGUAACCAUGUUGAAAUACAUGCUAUGUCAGAAUUGUAUAAUCGUCCGAUUGAGGUCUACUGCUAUGGAAUUGAGCCUAUUAAUAUAUUUCAUGGAACAAAUACUUCAGAACAAUCAAAUCCACCUAUAAGAUUGUCUUAUCAAAGAGGUAGCCAUUAUAAUAGCAUUGUUGAUCCUUAUAAAGCAACAAUUGGUGUAGGAUUAGGCUUACCAAAUUUUUCACCUGGAUCUGCUGAUAAAAAAUUGUUGACUGAUGCAGUACGUCAAAGUGAAGACUACAUGUUAGAACAGACCAUGUUAGAAGACAAACUUAGAGCAACAGAUUGGGAAGCUACUAAUGAUACAAUUGAAGAACAAAUUGCACGAGAAAGUUAUUUACAAUGGUUAAAAGAUAAUGAAAAAAGAAACAAAAAUGAUAAAGAGACUUCAGCUACAUCAACUGCAACAUCUGCAUCUUUAGUAGAACCUUACCAAUCUCGUACAUCACCACCAAGAUUUGCACCAAAAACUCCUCCUAUUUCAUCACCUCAAAGAGAUCAUGCGUCAACCACUGAAAAUGCAUCUUUUAUGAAUCUACCUCCACAUCUCUUUGGCAUGUCACAAUGGGAAGAUAUUGGAAUUUUAACUCAAGUAUUAGCUACUUCUCAACAAGAAUAUCUUGACAGUUUAAAAAGACAACACGAUGAACACAAAGAAGAUGGUGAAAAAUACACUAAUAUAUGUGAUGUAAACAAACCAUCCACCUCACAUUAAGAAUGAAAAUUAAUCUUAGUGUAGUAAUUUAUUAAUUUAAUUAACACUUGUUAAAAUAUUAAUAAUUUAAGACAUACCCUUAUCUUGUAUUAAAUAUUUAUUUUAAAUAAUAAGAUUUUAUUUACCUAAUCUCAUUCAUUAUAUAUAUUAUUAUUAUUAUUCUAUUUAUUAAUAAUAAUGCCCCCAAAAAAUUAUACUUACUGUCACUAAUUUAUAAAGUCUUUAUACAAUAUUUGGUCAUUAUCAUACAAUUUUUAACGAGUUGAACACCAUGUGGGGCCAACAAACCUUUUAUGGCGUUAUAAACAAAAGCACAUUUUAUAUCUUAACCUUCAACCUGUUAAAUAUUUAUCACGUUUUAUUCUAGAAAAAUUUUAAUACGGUGAAUUAACUAGUAACUUAGAAAAAAAUUAAUUUGGUAUACAUCAAAUAUUAAUAAGAAUUCUAAAACUGUUCUCAAUGGAUUUUAAAUUUAUUGUCAUCACAUAUGGAAUAAAUCGAAGAGCCUUAUUAAAAAAUAAAAAGUAAACUUAUGAGUUAUGCAGUAAAUGUAUAUAGUAUAAGUUGAUUAGAUUAAUGAUAUUGAAUGUAAUCAGUAUUUCUAUUUAAAAAUAAUUUGGCGUAGUUAAAAUUUCUGAAAAUAUUUAUGUUAAUUAUUUCUUUAAAUAUAAUAAUUACUGUUUGAAAUCAAUUUUGUAAUAUAUUUUAAAUCAACUAUAAUUUUGUUAAUUCUAAAUAAAAUGUUUGUGUAAUAGCUUUGUAUUUUAUUAGUUUGUUUUUUUAGUUAUUUAACUAGGAUAAUUCUUUCUUAAUAUAUCAGUAUCAAUAGAUUUAUAUGAAUAAUUAUUAUUAAAGUACAUAAUCUUGUUUAAUUAGAUAAGACUCAAAUUUAAGUAGGCAACAAUUUUUUUCAUUUGUUCUAAAGCCUCAAGUGAUGAAAUCUGUAUAUAUAUUUUACUUAUGUUUACAUUGGUAAUAGAGUAAAAAGUAUAUUCCUUUACAGAAAUACCAAAUUUUUUUUAUCAUGCUUUUAAUAUUUCUUAUUGUACUAUUUUUAUUUGUUCAAAAUUAAUAUUUUGCUAUAAUUGACAUGAAAAGUAUUUUAAAUCUCUUAUUCUGAAUGACAUGUUACCUUUAUUAAAUAAAAAAAUAUUUUUAUUUACUUACUAUUUUGGUAAUUUCUUAGUUUCAUAAUUUGAAAUGAUAAUAUUUUUUCAUUUAAUUAUAUAUAAAUAAAAAUUAAUUGAAGGAAAUUUUAUUUUUUAAAUUUUAUUAGUGCCAUUAACAAUGAGGUAAUAAUUGAUUCAAUUGGCAGUCUAUUUUUAGAAUGUAAUUCAUUCGAAAUUAUACUACUUAAAAAUUUGCUAUACAGAGUAUCCUACCAUUAUUAGUUUAGUUUUUUAACUCUCAGCAUUGCAUCGAAGCUAAAAAAAUUUAAAUAAUUCAUUUUUAUUUUUUUAUUAAAAAUAAAUAAUAUUUGUUUUUAACAUAAUUUAAAAAAAAAGUUAACACAAAAUAUUUGCUGGAUAUUUAUUAGUUAUUUAAGAUGGUAUUCAUCUAAAUUAAAUAUAAUUAAAAUUAUAUUUAAAAUAUUAUUAAUUUAAAAACCAU